Molecule: messenger RNA, 859 nt
Organism: Nomascus leucogenys (northern white-cheeked gibbon)
Lineage: Eukaryota; Metazoa; Chordata; Mammalia; Primates; Hylobatidae
Product: chondrosarcoma-associated gene 2/3 protein
Exons: 5
Coding region: 313-549 (78 amino acids)
Source: RefSeq, a predicted model, not a curated record
AGCAGGGGUGGAACUGGAUUCUUCCUGGAUGAGGAUCUGGAUGGAGGUGGAGCUGCACCCCUUGUACAGAAUGUCUGCGAGUCCCAGGCCAGGUGCUCCCUGCAGGGCAGGAGCUCCCACGAUUGUAGUGGCCUCUGGGAGAAGACAGACACCUUCCCACAGGGGCCCCUCCCCAGCCAGAGCUACACUUGGCAAACCUUUGGUCCUAAAUGAUUUAUUCUCUGAAUUGAAGAAAUAGGGUUUACAUAUCUUCCAAGUAUAUAUGUAGGGUUGAUUUGGGAAGCAGAGCACAGCAGCCCAAAUUUGCUUGUAAUGUCGGCGGCUACAGCCUGCUGGCCUGCCUUCACUGUCCUGGAGGAGGCAUGGAGAGACCAGGUGGACUGGAGUAGACUAUUGAGAGACGCUGGUCUGGUGAAGAUGUCCGGGAAACCACGAGCCUCCAGCCCAUUGCUCAACAACCACCCACCAACACCAAAGAGGUUCCCAAGACAACCCGGAAGGGAAAAAGGACCCGUCAAGGAAGUUCCAGGAACAAAAGGCUCUCCCUAAAAGACCACCGCUUCAAAAAAACCCAAGGAAUGGAGUGGGCCAACACUAUCCAGCCGCUCUGACCAGCCGAAGGAGGAACUCAAUCAAAAUGAGCCACAGUAGGACCACAAGGGCAAGGAGACCAGCAGCUUCUCCAGUGUCUCUUUGGGCAGCCAGUAAUUCCGGGGCAAGGCCAGAAACCUCAAGGCUAUCUGGAAAAGUCUCCAGAGGUCUAACCCCAGAUAAGUAGCCAACUGGGUAUAGAGUACAUUUUACACCCCAAAGGGUAUGCCCCAUGGUGAUGAAAAUAAAGUGAACAUGUGCAAAAUGA